CUGACCUGGACACUCAUACGUGUGGAGUAAAAAAAAGCAGGACGCAGAGUGAGCAGCAACAAGAAGUACUCCUAGUAGUAAGCAGACGAGAUGUGCUUCGUGUGGUGGAUAUGGCCUAACUUAGCCGACGAGGAGCCGGCUCCAAUCUCGGUCUCCUCUCUCCCUAAUCCUAGAGCUUAAUCGUGGCCAUCCGUUGCGGAUGAUGAUGCUCGCAGCGAGCGCGCUGCCCCUCCAAGGUUGGAAACGCCAGAUCUCAGCUGUUACCUACCAACAGCCACAUUCAGUCCCACGCGCUGUGUUCAGAGUAUCUGCAACAAAGAAUAAUGAGAGGAAACGGAGGCGCGCCCGGAAUCUGCCCAAAGGCCCAGCGUUGAUCGCCGAGGAAGCUUCUCCGAGCAACGGCGAAAACCCCGCCACCAUCCUCGGUCUCGAUGGCGAUGGUGAUGCUACUAGUGAUGGCAAAGUUGCAGGUGCCCCAAGGGGUGCUGUUCUUCAGUCCUGCACUCUCACAUCCGGCUUGCUGCUUGCAGCAGGUCUCCUUCUUCGUGAGGCAUCACACAUUGCAUCUUCAAAUGGAUUGCCAUUUGCUGACCCUACAGCCAUAUCAUUCAAUUUUGAAACUUGGCAUCUCGAGUUGGUCGCUGGACUCGUAAUAUUGAUAUCGUCUACCAGAUACAUUCUGCUGCAGACAUGGCCCGAUUUCAGAGAUUCCAGUGAAGCUGCAAAUACACAGAUCCUUACUUCCCUGGAGUCUCUGGAUUACAUAGUAGUUGCUUGUCUCCCUGGAAUAAGCGAAGAGUUCCUGUUUCGAGGUGCAUUGAUGCCAAUUUUUGGAUUGAAUUGGAUAAGUGCUCUAGCAACUGGUGUAUUUUUCGGCGUUCUUCACUUGGGCAACGGCAGGAAAUAUUCAUUUGCAGUCUGGGCAACAUUUGUAGGCCUUGCCUAUGGUUUAGCAACCAUAGCUUCCUCAAGCAUCAUAGUCCCAAUGGCUUCUCAUUCCAUAAACAAUAUUAUUGGAGGCUUACUUUGGCGCUUCGGAGACAACUCAGAAAGAAAAAUAUAGAUUGGAUCAUGUUGCUUCAAAGUAACAAACGUAACAGUGUUAUUGGAAAAGUAACAUACAGCACAACUGAAAACUUAGACUUUCCGAUGUACUAUUUACUACAAAAUCAUGCCAAGACAGCACACCGGGAGUAUCUCCUGUCUUGUUCCCAAGAUGGGCAAAGUGAAGACACACCCUGAUACGGUUUUACAGACUUGAUAUUACUUGCAGCACUUUUCACAAACAGGUGGAAACCUGUGGAUGUUACAGUAGCAGCAGGCCACACUGCAGUAAUUGUUGCAACCUGUAAAUAGUAUCAGUUCAUUCAAGAAAAUCAGUAACCUCAGCAUGACUUGUAACAAUGUAUGUAUUCUACGACUGUUUGAAGGCUGAUGAUGCAAAGCAAAACAUGGCGGCACAAUCUCUCCUAAUAGCCAAAAGCAUGUCAAAGCUUACAUAAGCUGCGGAAAGCAUCAUGAUAAGACAGAGAGUUUCAGCAGAUUACCAGUGAUAACAAUGUAUCCAGACGUUCGUGCGCUCCUCGAGCUAGCCGCGGGUAGAGGCGGUGCAAGAGAAAGAAACCCAAGGGGGAGCAGAAUGCAAGAGAUGAGAAGUAUCCUCAUGAAAAUGGUCUUGCAACCAGCAGGCAUCUUGAGCUUGAUUGGUUAAGCUGAUGAUAGGAACACCAGGAUUAAGAUGAUACUAGCUUAUAUAUAUGCGUGGUUGUUCAGUGUCCUUUUUUGGCAGGUGAGUGUUAGGAAGAGGGAGAUCAGUAACUCAUUCCCUUUGCCAAGCCUACAUAACUUUCUGUCCAGAGGUUUGGAUACUCUUGCCAGGUAGAGUUGUUAAUUCCUGCAAGCAAGGUGUGAUUGAUUGUUUUGGUUUUCAAACAAACAUGAUAAUAUGGCAGGCAGGACGCAGUGAUGAAAUGGUGAGAGCAUUUACAAAGUGCAAAAAUGCCGGAACUCCGAAGGAAUGUCAACUGCUCCCUCCGAACCUCAGGUCAAAACUGCGACACUUAUUUUGGAUCGAAGCAGUAUUCAUCAUGUGUUGCGCAUUCAUGAGAGCAAGACCUCCGCAGCCAUCCCUCUCCUACAUGUUGUGAGACGGUUGAAAGCGGAUGCGGAUUAUUAUUGGCCAAGGAAAAUUUAGGUCUAGGUUGCGGUCUGCCGGCACCGGGCCCUUUUUGCCUGUGCUACCUGCGUCUUUCAGUGUUUCGAGGGGUCGUUUCUAAGACUAGCCAUAAUGGAUAGUAACAUAGAGUAGUAACAUGCCCAUGCUACUACUCUAUGUUACUACCUCUAUAGUGAGGAGUAACAUAUGUGUGAUAACAUGCAACACUUCAUUAAUUAAGCUAUAGACUCACAUUGUCUUGA
Messenger RNA from Triticum dicoccoides, 2418 nucleotides. RefSeq lists its product as uncharacterized. The transcript has 9 exons. NCBI's taxonomy places the organism in Eukaryota, Viridiplantae, Streptophyta, Magnoliopsida, Poales, Poaceae. Gene Ontology annotation, cellular component: membrane. The record is from RefSeq and is a predicted model, not a curated record. The coding region runs from base 200 to 1063 and encodes 287 amino acids. Gene Ontology annotation, biological process: CAAX-box protein processing. Gene Ontology annotation, molecular function: metalloendopeptidase activity.